Messenger RNA from Pseudovirgaria hyperparasitica, 600 nucleotides. RefSeq lists its product as uncharacterized. The record is from RefSeq and is a predicted model, not a curated record. Lineage: Eukaryota; Fungi; Ascomycota; Dothideomycetes; Acrospermales; Acrospermaceae. The coding region runs from base 112 to 540 and encodes 142 amino acids. The transcript has a single exon.
AGCAUCCGUUCGCUUUCUCAAUUCCAUUAUUUGAGCUAUUGCCAGCCACAAACCUCAUCUACCAGAGCACUUCAUUGCUUAUACCUAAGACUCAAGACUCCUUCAGCCAGUAUGUCCUUUUCACGACAAGUCCUCAACAGGAGCUCCAAUUUUCGUGCCUACCUCCGGCCCUUCCCCCGAACCACCAUCCAGCCUUACCAAGCACGUUUCGCAAGCAGUGACUAUGGCAGCGGUGAUGGCGACCCUGCCGGUGAAAAGCCCCAGGAGCAAGGCAAGAGCAAAGCGACACGCGAUCGAGAGCACCCAGGUCCCUCAGCGCCCGACGUCGGGCAGACAAACAAAUCUGCAUCAGGCACGGAGGCUAAGCAAGAUGAUCAGAGAAGCCCGAAUGCCAAUGCAGAAGUCCAGGGCAAGAAGCCAAAGAUCACGCACGAGCCGCAUCCGCAGCAGGACGAGAGUGUCAAGGAGCAUAACGACGAGGUCGAGCGGAGGAAGGAGAGGAUGGGGCAGAGCAAGCAUGCGCAUAACGCCAACGAGUGAAGAGGAGAUGCACUUGCUGUCGGGCUAGGCAGUGUUGAGGUUGCGCUUGGGAGAUGAUUU